AUGGAGCCAGUACUGGAGAAGCCCAACGAGAAGACUGGAAAUCUCAGAAGCCCUUCCGGUUCAAGGGAACCCAUUUCAAGAGAUGGAAAGGUAUUGUUGACAAACUUCCAUCAUCUUGGAGGAAAUUCAGAAGUCAAUGCGUCACAAGCAAAAAGAGACGUCCUUGGAAACUCUAAUCACACACGGAUUCGGGUGGUGGAGGAAACACGAGGACAAGAUGCGCUUAUGACACAAGAGUAUUCCACUGCUAAGAUGAGUGGCAUACUCCUCGUCGGUCAUCUCUUCAGUGGGAACUUUGUUCGGAUUUUUCUCGGUCAGGAUAUAAGCCACGUUGAGGAGACUGAGCUUGAUUCGAAGCCAGAAAAUCCAGUUCUUUAUGUGGCGUUUGGGUCACAAAGUGCACCAUCACCAUCACAAACAAUCCAGUUGGCCAUGGCUUUGGAAGCGUGUGGCAAAAAUUUCUUUUGGGUCGUUAGGCCAACAUCGAACUCAGUCACAGAUCAUGACCAUAAUGAUGGAGAAUGGUUACCAAGAGGCUUUGAGAGGCGUAUUCAAGAUAGCAACAAAGGGCUGCUGCUACUGCAACAAUGGGCAUCCCAGUUGGAAAUUUUGUCCCGUAAAUCUCUAUGUGCGUUUUUAACCCACUGUGGAUGGAACUCAGUGCUUGAAGCUCUCAGCAAUGGAAUCCCAAUGCUUUCGUGGCCGAUGGGGGCAGAGCAAAACUUCAAUGCCAAGAUGUUGGAGGAAGAGUUGGGACUCUGUGUUGGGGUGGCAAGUGGGAGCAGUGAGGUUAAUCAUAAAGACAUUGUGACAAUGAUUGAUUUGGUAAUGGGUGGGUCAACUAAAGGGAAAGACAUGAAAAACAAAGCUUGUGAGGUUAUGGAGACGCUUAACAAUGCCAAGAAUGAUGAGAAAGGAUUCAAGGGGUCUUCAGCCAAAGCCAUGCAGGAUUUUUUUUCUAACGAACCAACAAACUUCAAGCUUUGGCUAACUGAGCAGCAGCAGACUACAAUUGUGGUUGCAGCUCAUACUGCUGGGGUUGCGGCUCAUUCUGCAACUUUGGUAUGUUAUCAGUCUCCCUCAAACUUUGGGGACAUAGAAGGACUUCAAGUUUACUUCAAAGAUUUUAAACCUAGAGAUUGA
Camellia sinensis is the source of this 1143-nucleotide messenger RNA. NCBI's taxonomy places the organism in Eukaryota, Viridiplantae, Streptophyta, Magnoliopsida, Ericales, Theaceae. The record is from RefSeq and is a predicted model, not a curated record.